Sphenostylis stenocarpa is the source of this 1755-nucleotide messenger RNA. The record is from the annotation of a GenBank genome assembly. Lineage: Eukaryota; Viridiplantae; Streptophyta; Magnoliopsida; Fabales; Fabaceae.
AUGGCUUGCGUGGCACUUCGUCCUGUGCGUGAAGAAUCUUUCAACACCGGUGGUGAAUUCACCGGCUGUUUUAACCCACUUUUGAGGGACUCAAUUUUGAUUCACCUAACUGUUGGUGGAUCUGUGAUUCCUAUGCGUAUUAUGGGGACAGAUUCAAUUGCUUCAGUGAAGCUGAGAAUUCAAACCUUCAAAGGAUUUUUCGUAAAAAAGCAGAAACUGGUUUUUGAAGGGAAGGAGUUGGCUCGUAACAGAUCUUGUAUCCGUGAUUAUGGUGUUGGUGAUGGGAAUGUUCUGCACCUGGUGCUGAGGCUUUCUGAUCUCAAAGCUAUCACAGUUAGGACUGUAUGUGGAAAGGAGUUUGGGCUUUAUGUUGAGAAGAGUAGGAGUGUGGGUUAUGUGAAGCAGCAGAUAGCAAAAAAAGGGCAAGGGUUAGUUGAUCUCAAGAAUCAAGAACUGAUAUGUGAGGGUGAGGCUCUUGAAGACCAGAGACUUAUUGAGGAUAUCUGUAAGGAUAAUGAUGCUGUAAUUCAUUUUUUGGUUAGAAUAUCAGAUGCCAAGGUGAGGACUAAACCAGUUGAGAAGGAUUUUGAAUUAUCAAUUGAGGCAUCAUAUGCAAACAAUCUGGUGCCAAAUUUACAUACAAACCAGUUAGGGCCAGUCUCUGUAACAAAUGAGAUCCUGGAAAGGAAUCAAUUAUCAAGGGAUUAUCUUGUGGAACCAAUUAUUAUGAAUUCCAACAUAAAAUUUCCACCAGUGAUCCACGAGCUAAUUAAGAUCACUUCGGAGGGGCUAGAAAAAGGCUGUAAACCAAUUCAAUCUUCAGAGGGAUCUGGAGGAGCUUAUCUCAUGCAAGAUUCAUCUGGCUCGAAGUAUAUUUCUGUUUUCAAACCCAUUGAUGAAGAGCCAAUGGCAAUUAAUAACCCUCGAGGCCUACCUAUUUCCGAGGAUGGUGAAGGGCUAAAGAAAGGUACACGGGUAGGGCAAGGUGCAUUGAGAGAAGUUGCAGCUUACAUUUUGGAUCAUCCUAGGAAAGGACCACGCUCAUAUCAUAACAAUGAGGAACCAGGAUUUGCUGGAGUUCCUCCUACUGUCAUGGUCAAAUGCCUGCAUAAAGGAUUUCAUAAUGUUGAAGGUUAUCAGAAUGUUUCAGGUAAUGUUAAAAUAGGAUCGCUUCAGAUGUUUAUGAGGAAUAUUGGAAGUUGUGAAGACAUGGGCCCUAGUGCUUUUCCAGUGGAAGAGGUACACAAGAUCUCUGUGCUGGAUAUAAGGUUGGUAAAUGCAGAUAGGCAUGCUGGCAACAUUUUGAUUGCCAAGGAUGGUGAAGACGGUUCAACUAUUCUCAUUCCAAUUGAUCAUGGCUAUUGCUUGCCCGAGAGCUAUGAAGACUGCACUUUUGACUGGUUAUACUGGCCACAAGCUAAGGAACCUUACUCUACAGACACCAUUGAUUAUAUAAAAUCUCUGGAUGCUGAAGAAGAUAUUAAGCUUUUAAAGUUUCAUGGAUGGGAUCUUCCUCCUAUGUGUGCCCAGAUCCUUCGUAUAUCAACCAUGCUUCUUAAAAAAGGUGCAGAGAGAGGACUCACUCCUUUUGCCAUAGGAAGCAUCAUGUGUAGAGAAACACUGAAGAAAAAAUCUGUCAUUGAACAGAUUGUGCAGGAAGCUGAGGAAGCUGCAUUUCCUGGAGCAAGUGAAGGUGCAUUUCUCGAUAUCGUUUCAGCGAUCAUGGAUAGUCAUUUGGAUGAGCUAUUCCCGUGA